Bombyx mori (domestic silkworm) is the source of this 4334-nucleotide messenger RNA. RefSeq lists its product as uncharacterized. Gene Ontology annotation, biological process: regulation of transcription by RNA polymerase II. The transcript has 21 exons. The record is from RefSeq and is a predicted model, not a curated record. Bases 154 to 4041 code for a protein of 1295 amino acids. Lineage: Eukaryota; Metazoa; Arthropoda; Insecta; Lepidoptera; Bombycidae. Gene Ontology annotation, cellular component: nucleus. Gene Ontology annotation, molecular function: DNA-binding transcription factor activity, RNA polymerase II-specific; sequence-specific DNA binding.
AGCACAGAUCAAUGUGAAAGCGUCAGACAUAGAUAAUACACAUAAUCAUAGAUUAUACACUUAAUAUCACAAUAUAAAUGAGCCUCUAAUAAAUGUAGGUGCAUCAGAUGCUAGUGAAUUUUUACUAUAAUAUGAUUUGAACAAACUUACAUUAUGAAGCUAAAGAAAGCUAAGUCAGAUACCGAGGAAGUCAUUCCACCUCAAGCCGAAAUCAUUGAAGCCGAUCUCUACAAGAGAUCGUAUUUCGGUCCAGACAUACCAACAUUAGAGCUAGAAUGCUGGGAAGAAGAACUAUCAGAAGUCCAACUACAAGCAUACAAAAAUGCCGACGAUGAGUACAAAAGUAUCCAAAACAAACUGGACGAUAUAGUUAAGAGCACUGGCGGCCAGAUUGUUUACAACGGCGAUCAAUUCACCGCGUAUCAGUUGCUUGGAAAACAACCAGCAUUGAAAGACUUGGAGCGUCAAAGUGCGGACAUAAUAAGAUCUAGAUCACGUUCUAUGUCUAUCUCAAAGGACAGACCAACAACACGAAGAGGACGUCAGAAGAGGACUCGUGGUGAAGAAAAAUACCAUUCUCCUUCACCAGAAAAAACCAAAUCUCCUGAACCGAAACACAAGAAAAAAAAGAAAGAUAAAGAGAAGAACAAAGAAAAGGACAAGGAAAAAGAGAAAGAAAACACAAAGACUAAAGACAAGACACUUGCACCUUCUAAUUUCAAGAUGGCUAAAACAAAUGCGGAACAUUGUAAAAACUAUUACAAUCGAAAAAAAGCUGCCAAAGAAGCUGAAAAAGCUCGUCAAGGCUUGUCAGUAAACAAGCCAAUAAGAAAAACAGGAGCAGAACGUAAUCGUGCCUAUAGGCUGCGAAAAAAAAUGCUUUCACAAGUAGACGAAUCAUCCAGGGCUGAGAUUUUAACCACACCGUCAACUUCAAGUUCACGAAUAAGGACUUUUGCGCCAUCAUUUCGGUUAGCUACCAUCAGUGCUAGUACAAAUCAACCAGAUGUCUCAACGCUGUCCAGUGCUGGUAUCGCUGAUCAUGAUGGCGAUGUACACAGUGUUGUGACAAAUGUUCGUCCAUCUGAGUCGACAGCUAUUGGUGGCCUGCUAACUGGCAACACUACUAAAACAACAGCGAUCGUAGACCUCACUAAAGAAGAGAGCAACAAACAUGUUGCUGAUUCACGUGAAGUUUCGUUCAAUAAAUUACAAGGUAAAACAUUCCCCUCAUUGGUGGUAGUGGCCAGGCCAUACCUACGUUCGAAGGACCAGUCCCCUCCUUCAGAUCGCGCGGCGCUAGACAGCAAGGUCAAAGCGGUCCUCAUGCACACCCCUAUGAAGUUCACCGAGUGGCUCAUACAGCAGGGACUCGUUAAGUUCGAACAGUGGUGCGCUGUCCAUCCCGGGAACAAACUGAAACUUGGAAUGUACUCCGAUGUGAUGAAGUUUCCAUAUUCUGGUGGCUACGUCUGGAUAUCGGAGUGCUGUCCCACACGUUUCGUGUCAGUGUACUGCAGCUCGAUAUUCGAAGGCGCGACCUUCCCUCCGAGCGUGCUGCUCAAGCUCAUCUACCACUGGGCUUGUCAGACGAAUGUACAGAACGUCGUGCAGUGGGUCAAGGUCGAUAAUCUAUAUGUGAAAGGUCUCUUCACGUGGUUGAGAGCGGUUUGCACAUCAGCGAUACACCAGCACAUGAGCCUACUUGGUGGACCAGGGAAAAAAGUCGAAGUUGGAGUCAUUUCACUGGGCACUACCAGUCAUGAUGGAACCCAGCGACAGGUCAAGGUCGAAGUUCUAGGAGUAUUGGAUCCUGUUGAAAAACUGAUUCGUCUGCGAGCCGUGGAACCGCUAGCAGAACACGAAAAGAAUUACAAGAAGCGCUUUCAGAAGAUCCUAGAGCCGUUGACUGGCUGGGUGCAUCUGACGUCCACAAUCCUCACGGACCUGACGGUGGACAGGGGCACCCUGGUGUCUAUGGGCUUCAAGAGCGUCCACCAGUCGUCAGCCCACUCGGACACCAGCACCAAGAACAGCAAUGCCAACAUCAUGGAGUAUUUGCGGCGCAUCGUGCCUAGAAUGUUUCAGAACACUCUGUCGUUGCUCUCGAGACAGAUAAUACAGCAAUUCCUAGAUGAACUGGUUUGGAGAGAGAGGUACGGUGUCUCCCCGGGCCAGGCCUUCGACAACAUCGUGACCCACAUCUCCGAGCAGACCACCAUGGAGUGUAAGGACGUCAUCACAGUGCGCCUCAACAAGAUCGCGGCGAACCCAUUCAAGAACUGGAAGUAUCCCAGCAACAAGAAAAAAGAUAAAGACAAAGAUAAAGCCGAAGAAGCUCUUGCUGAUCAGGAAAUGGGUCGCGGCAAGCGCGGCCGCAAGAAGAAGGAGCCCUCGCCCGCUCCGCCGCCCAAGAGGAAGCGCAGGGAGAAGACCACCUACGUGGACGACGACGAGGAGGAAGAGAUACCUCUGGCGCAACGACGUGCUAAGAUAAAACAAGAACAGGACAAGACUAAAGAGAAGAAGGAGAAGGAGGAGACUCCCAGCAGGAGGAGCCGCAAGCAACCCAAGACGUAUGUGGAUGACGACCUGGAUGACAUACCGCUGAAGAACAUCAAGAAGGAGAUCCAACCCGAGGAGACCGUGUCGAUGGAGAAGUAUUACUUCGGGAAGCUCGGCAGCGACGAACCCGGACCCAGGGUGGCUAUUGCAGUACAGUGCCCGGUCUGUCACGAGGAGUUCCACAACAACAUAACCCUGAUGACCCACAUCUAUAGCCACGUGGUGGAGCCGCCGGCCGGGGCCUCGCCCUCGGCGCCGCAGUGCUGCUACUGCCUGGUGCGCUUCGCCACCGAACAAGAGCUGGACACGCACUUGAAGCACACGCACCCCUCCGAUACUAAGUCGCCGGAGCUCUUCACCUACGCCUGCUUGAUUUGUGAAACUCGUUUCGCGGCCGUGCUGACCCUGGCGUCGCACAUGCAGCGCUCGCACUGCCCGCUGGAGCUGCCGUACGCGUGCGCCCGCUGCCCGCACCGCACGUCCUCGCACCGCGCCGCCGCGCUGCACUACCGCGCCGCGCACGCGCACGACGCCACGCUGCUGUGCCCCUACUGCCUCACGACAAUAACGGUGUACGCGGACGGCUACGAACUGACGGCCAACUUGAAGUUGUUCAUGGAGCAUUUGAAGCAGCAUCAAAAUAAGCUUGACGUCAAAUGUUCCCGGUGUGUGCUCAGAUUUUUAAAUCUUGGUCACCUAAAAGACCACCAAGUACGUCAUCACACCACCGUCCCGGAUGCUGUCCCGCUCUGCACUGAAGAACAUCUCAUCACCAAACCUAAGACCAAGGCUCGUCCGCCGGUGAAGGACUGCGCCAACCACAACAUCGUGGAGACGUACGAGCAGAUGACGCUGGUGCUGCCCGAGGGCAUGCUCUGCCGCGAGUGCGACGCGCCGCUCGACAGCAACAAACACUUCCUAGGGAAGACAACGUGCUCGAAGUGUUCGUUCUCGACGUCGUGCUACCGCGCGCAGCUGCAGCACGCGGCCGUGUGCGCCGGCCCGCACUGCCUGGAGGACGCGCCGCGCGCCGGCCCGCCCGCGCACUGCGUGUGCUCCUACCGCACCGCCGUCAGUACAGAUAUGCUGACACACUUGCUGGCGUGCGAACACAAGACUGCCUACAGUUCUGAGGAGGAAGCUCGUGCUAACAUCGUACGAGCCGAUGAACCCAAGCCCCCUGAAGAACCGCAGCCGCAGCCCCAGCCUCAACCGACACAGGAAACUCCUGUUGUAGAAAAUGUCCCCACUAUAGCCGAUUAUGCUCCACCAUCAGUGCUGAACACUCAGUUGUCCCUCGACGACUUGGCUCCGCCCUCUGUACUACAAACUGACCAGCAUGAUCAGGAAUUGUUGAAGGAUGCAUAUGAUCGACCCCUGGCUACCCCACGACACGAAGACCCUCAUUACAGUCUUGGAGAUUUUGAACCUCUUCCACAGGAACCACCCCCACAACCAGACUUUGAGCAAUUAUAAAAUGUUUAUUUAAGGUGUAGAAAAUAAUUCUCAUAUUAUGAUAUACUUUGCAUAAUUUAAUUUAAGCAAAAAUAUAUAUUUACAGCUUUUCUAAUUUAGAUCUAAAUUCCAUGAAAACACAUUGUGACAAAAAAUUCAACCAUAUAUAAAACUUUAAAGGGUUUUUUUUUCAUUUUGCUUGCAAUUUUACUGUAUGGCUAUAAGCUUUGUUGGGUCUAAGACGUGGACUUACGUGUCACGAAACCUUUUUCUUAUCAUAAAAAAAAUUAAGUUAAUAAAGCGAUUGGAAUAUA